AUGGACGAAGAAAUGUUCACCUUCUUCCCUCAUGGAAUUCGGGCCUUGAUUGUUGAUGAUGAUCAGAAGUUUCUCAAAUCAGCUAAAAUGAUGCUCGACUUAUUGCACUUCAAAGUGGCUACAUGCGGGAGCCCAAGUUCAGCAUUGCGACUUCUCUCCGAUGACGGCGGUCUAAAAGAUGUGGACGUCGUCCUCGCUGAUGCUCACAAGGUAGUAGCAAGCGGCUUUGACCUGCGCGCCAUCGUCGAGCCAGAUCUCGGCAUCCCGGUCAUCUACCGACACCCAACUCACAUGGAAGGAGAUGACUCGAGCGCUCUUUUCCAAAUUGUGCAAUCAACAACUUACAUCAUCAAGAAGCCGCUUGAUGCAAGUGAGUUGACUGGCCUGUGGAGGGUCGUGGCCUACCGCAAAUGUGUGCUUGAUGCAAGGGGGGUGAACGCUCGUGCAUCUUCCUCGGCUGGACGCCAAGAUGACAGCCAACCGUCGUCACUUCCGGCGGGGGCUCCCCCCACCGACGACGACGGCGAGGAGGAGGCGGCGCGUGUCCACUACAAAGUGGUCACGGUUGGAAGCCGGAAGAAAAAAUAG
Molecule: messenger RNA, 588 nt
Organism: Brachypodium distachyon (stiff brome)
Lineage: Eukaryota; Viridiplantae; Streptophyta; Magnoliopsida; Poales; Poaceae
Product: two-component response regulator ORR33
Exons: 3
Coding region: 1-588 (195 amino acids)
Biological process (GO): phosphorelay signal transduction system; cytokinin-activated signaling pathway
Source: RefSeq, a predicted model, not a curated record